AUGGAGUCGAAUCUAUUAGACAGUCUUCUUGAUCUGGAGGAGCAAUUCUACAACGAAGGCUACGAGUUGGGUGUCGCCGACGGCGCCGAAGCCGGCUACACGGAAGGUAGCGUUUUCGCCGUCGAGAAGGGCUUUGAGAAAUUUGUGGAAAUGGGGCGAUUGUAUGGAAAGGCUCUCGUCUGGGCCCAGCGAUUGGCUGAUGCCAAACCGAACGAGCUAUGCGAGCAGUCGACGCCACAAGUCGACCAGUCAGACGUCUUAUCUCUCGAUCCUUCAUCCAUUUGCAAAGAAAUGCCAAAGAUACCAGCGCACAGUGCCCGCCUGGCAAGGAACCUAGCCACUUUGCUGGAGCUAGUGGAUCCAGCUUCCCUGGAUAUGAGCAAUACGGAAGAAGCUGUGAACGACGUUGACGAGCGCUUGAAAGGUGCCGCGGUCAAAGCCAAGCUCAUCCAACGAGCCAUGGGCGAAGGUGAAGAUUCGCUUGGCGCUCAAUCUUACGCCAAGGACGUUACAAAGCCUGGAGAUGGUACUGGCAGCAUCGAAGAUAUCAGCUCGUUGAAUGUCCGCCAUUGA
Molecule: messenger RNA, 573 nt
Organism: Penicillium pulvis
Lineage: Eukaryota; Fungi; Ascomycota; Eurotiomycetes; Eurotiales; Aspergillaceae
Product: Yae1 family protein
Exons: 1
Coding region: 1-573 (190 amino acids)
Source: RefSeq, a predicted model, not a curated record